AUGCCCAACAUACACAUCGUAGAUUCUGCACUUGAGGUUAAUCUCCCAGCGAGUUGUCGUCGCCUUGCCAACUCCGAAGUGAUCCCUCCUAUGAUCAGGCUACCACCGGAGACGAUUAUCAAGAUACUUCACGACUCAGGGAAUGCUGACACGAUUGUGGCAUGCGGACAGAUAAUCUGUCUGCAGGUGUGCCGCUUGCUCAAUGACAUCGUCAAACAAUCUCUGCUUCUCGCAUACGAUACGGAACUCGGGCAUGGAUGUUUGACGAAUGGCUUUUCUUCACGUUUAUCCCUACCCGAGCGACUGCAACUUGUGAAGGAGUAUAGAACUUCUUGGGGUCUUGCGCGCUGGGCCAGGGAAUAUAUCAUCAAGCAAUCAAAAGAAGGCAUAUUCUGCAACCUUCUCCACGGGCUGAUGAUGUGCAGAUGGCCGACGUCUCUGGUUUUCCGGCAAUUACCUUCUCGCUAUCGAUGCAUCUCGGGGUAUGCAUGGACUUUGAACAUGACGGGUCGCGUCAUACAGGUCCUGGCAGUGGAUUUGGAACAAUCGUUGCUGACAGUUGGUGAAUGGGAUCAGGCAGGUUUGCAACCCGGCCCCAUGCUUUUCAAACUCUCCGUUCUAAACCUCAUGAACGGAACUCCUCAUCCACUGGCGGACCACCCUGUGAUUACGAUUGACCGCAGUACACCUCAAGGUGAAGCCGAAUUCUCCAUGGACAUAUGUGGCGGUUAUUUUGGCAUCCUCUUUGACACGCGCGACGAUGACCAAAACCCCCGAAAGUUCCUGGUAUGGAACUGGAUGAAGGGCUCCUGUCAUUUGGACAUCAGCGGCGAAGCCAUAAAAACAUUCACAUUUUUGAGUCAGGAACUAGUCAUGUUCGCUGGCAUCCACCAGGAAGGCGAGCGAUGCUUUGCCUUGGAAGUGCACGCCUUGGCAAAGGAACCAUCCCCACGGGCAAUCGGUGACGGUUCUGCCCUUUGUGUCUUCAACCUACCGGAGUUGCGAUCGGGCGCUUUCCCCCUUGACGUGAGCGUUCGGUCGGAUCCGUCACCACAUUCGACGAACGGUUUUCCUGAUGGCCCAUUCGGUUUCGACACGGCAUCCAUCACGUUCGCUAUCACGAUGAAAAUCAUACCCGUCAUGACCGAGGGCAUUGAUCUGGAAUGUCCUCUUGUCACGCAUCACUAG
This is a messenger RNA of Punctularia strigosozonata HHB-11173 SS5, 1188 nucleotides long. RefSeq lists its product as uncharacterized. NCBI's taxonomy places the organism in Eukaryota, Fungi, Basidiomycota, Agaricomycetes, Corticiales, Punctulariaceae. The record is from RefSeq and is a predicted model, not a curated record. The transcript is spliced from 6 exons. Bases 1 to 1188 code for a protein of 395 amino acids.